Molecule: messenger RNA, 4812 nt
Organism: Drosophila obscura
Lineage: Eukaryota; Metazoa; Arthropoda; Insecta; Diptera; Drosophilidae
Gene: rdgB
Product: protein retinal degeneration B
Exons: 13
Coding region: 743-4690 (1315 amino acids)
Biological process (GO): phospholipid transport
Cellular component (GO): cytoplasm
Molecular function (GO): phosphatidylinositol binding; phosphatidylinositol transfer activity; phosphatidylcholine binding
Source: RefSeq, a predicted model, not a curated record
GUGUGCUCUCGGCCGCGGCCCCCGAAACAACAGAAAGCAGGCGGUUGGCGCUUUUAACCUUCAGAAAAGUAGUUGCGUUCAUAUAUUCCACAAGAAUAUCCAUAUUGAUGGCCAAUAUCACCUAAUAUUAUCACAGCAAAUAAACUAUAUUCGAUAUAUCAAUUUAUCAAUACUAUACCCUUCUCUGAACCGAACGCGACGGGUAGCCAGCGCAAGCUCCGUUUCUUUUUUCUGUGUGUAUGUUUUUGAUUGCAAAAAAGGAAGGCAAGCAGCCUAAGAAAAGCCAGCACAAAAAACAUUUUUCAUCUGUGGUGGCCUGGAAAAGUGUUCAGCAAAAAAUCAUAGAUAAACUUUUGUGUUUAACAGAAAAUAGAGCUAGCCAGCCAAAUAUUUACUCUAUUCACUUUUUGUUGUGUUUUUAUUGGUUGUAUUUGUUUGUUUUUGUUGCUGUGCAGCUGCCUCUCUGUGAAUGAUAAAAAUGUCAUAGACGUAUGUACUCUCUUCUGGCACUACGACCGGGCGCCAGCGUCGCCUCCAGUCAUGUACCACUACACUCGAUGAUUGCCUAAGCGAGAGAGAGCGAGGAGCGAGUGAGCGUGGGAGAAGGCGAGCGUGAUACCAAAGACAAUAGGCAACUGGAUAGAACGGGAACGAUAAUCAGGAGGAGGCAUCCGAUCAAUCAACCAUUUAAAGAACAAAAAAAAAAAAACUAAAAAAAAAGAAGACACACACAGGCAGCAUUAUGUUGAUUAAGGAGUACCGUAUACCGCUGCCCCUCACCGUGGAGGAGUAUCGGAUUGCCCAGCUGUACAUGAUAGCGAAAAAGAGCCGCGAGGAGAGCCAUGGCGAGGGCAGCGGCGUUGAAAUAAUCAUCAAUGAACCCUAUAAGGAUGGUCCCGGCGGCAAUGGUCAAUAUACGAAAAAGAUAUACCAUGUGGGCAAUCAUUUGCCAGGCUGGAUAAAGAGUCUCUUGCCCAAGAGUGCUCUGACCGUGGAGGAGGAGGCAUGGAAUGCAUAUCCAUACACAAGGACACGCUACACCUGCCCCUUUGUGGAGAAAUUCUCGCUGGACAUUGAGACAUACUAUUUCCCAGACAAUGGAUAUCAGGAGAAUGUGUUUCAGCUGUCGGGCAGCGAUCUACGCAAUCGUAUUGUCGAUGUAAUUGAUAUUGUCAAGGAUCAGCUAUGGGGCGGCGAUUAUGUGAAGGAGGAGGAUCCCAAACAAUUUAUAUCGGAGAAGACGGGACGUGGCCCGUUGGCCGACGACUGGCUGGAGGAGUAUUGGCGGGAGGUAAAAGGCAAAAAGCAGCCAACACCCCGCAACAUGUCCCUGAUGACGGCCUAUAAGAUAUGUCGCGUUGAAUUUCGAUAUUGGGGCAUGCAAACGAAGCUGGAGAAAUUCAUACACGAUGUGGCAUUGCGCAAAAUGAUGCUGCGGGCGCAUCGUCAGGCCUGGGCAUGGCAAGAUGAAUGGUUUGGCCUUACCAUUCAGGAUAUUCGCGAGCUAGAGCGUCAGACACAGCUGGCACUGGCCAAGAAAAUGGGCAGCGGUGAAGAGUGCAGCGAUGAUAGCACCUCCGAGGCAUACACAAGCACGACGGCCACUGCUGCCGCCUCAACGGGUGGCAGCGAACGAAAGAAAUCAGCACCGGCCAUACCGCCAAUUGUCACCCAACAGCCGCCCAGUGCCGAGGCCAGCUCCGACGAGGAGGAGGGCGAGGACGAAGAUGACGAUGAGGAUGAGAACGAUGCAAUUGGCACUGGCGUUGAUCUCGUCAGCAACACACAGGGCACCGCCAAGGAGCGCUCCCGAUCGCAGAGCAUACAGUUGGCCAACAAGGCAAAAUUUGGAUCAAAGGGUGCUCUACACUCGCCCGUCGGCUCGGCGCACAGCUUCGAUCUGCAGUCCAAAAAGCCGCAUGCCAAGACAGCGCCGCGCAGACAUGUGGCUAACUGGCGCAUGGAACGACUGGAGGUGGACUCCAAGUCCAAUUCUGAUGAGGAGUUCUUUGAUUGUUUAGACACCAAUGAGACCAAUUCCCUGGCCAAAUGGAGCUCCCUGGAGCUGCUGGGCGAGGGCGAUGACAGCCCACCGCCACAUGGUGGCCCCUCCAGCGGUAGCUCUGUGGUGGGUGGUGGUCGCGGCCACCACACUGGUGGAAAACAGGAGGAUAGCAUUUUCAAUCAGGACUUUCUAAUGCGCGUCGCCUCGGAGCGCGGCAACAAACGACAGUUGCGCUCCUCGGCCAGUGUGGAUCGCAGCCAUGAUUCGUCGCCGCCAGGAUCGCCGAGCACGCCAUCGUGUCCAACCACCAUACUGAUGCUGGUCGUUCAUGCCGGCAGUGUGCUGGAUGCCGCCAGUGAGCUGACGGCCAAGAAAUCAGAUGUCACCACAUUCCGCGGCUCGUUUGAGGCCGUAAUGCGGCAGCACUAUCCCAGCUUGCUGACACACGUGACGAUCAAAAUGGUGCCCUGUCCAUCGAUAUGCACCGAUGCUUUGGGUAUACUGUCCAGCCUCAGUCCAUACUCGUUCGAUGCCUCGCCGUCGGCCGCAGAUAUACCGAAUAUAGCCGAUGUGCCCAUUGGGGCCAUACCCCUGCUGGCUGUCGCCUCGCCCGAGUUCCACGAGACCGUCACCAAGACGGUGGCCGCCGCCAAUAUUGUGUAUCAUGAGUUUUUGAAAUCGGAAGAGGGACAUGGCUUCUCCGGUCAGAUUGUAAUGCUCGGGGAUUCCAUGGGCUCGCUGCUGGCAUACGAGGCCUUGUGCCGCUGCAACGGCAGUCAGCCGGGCACCGCUGGAUUGGGGGCCUCAAACUCGGGCGGUGAUGCUGUCGCUGGCAGCGGUAGCAGCAGCAAUGCCCAUCCGAUAAACAGCCGACACUCGCGACUGGACGAUGAUGAGCGUUUCAUUGAGGCCGAUCUGGAUGCCAAGCGUUUGCUGGUGGCCCCAUCGCCGCGUCGUCGUCGCUCCAGCUCGUCCAGCGAUUCGCGGCUCACCAAACUGGACUUUGAAGUCAGUGACUUUUUCAUGUUCGGCUCGCCGCUGUCCGUUGUACUGGCCGCCCGCAAGCUGCAUGAUGCCAAGACGGCAUUGGUGCGACCGAACUGCCAUCAGGUGUACAAUUUGUUCCAUCCAACCGAUCCGAUUGCCGCGCGGCUGGAGCCGCUGCUAAGUGCACGCUUCUCCAUACUGUCGCCGGUGAAUGUUCCACGUUAUGCCAAAUAUCCGCUGGGAAAUGGCCAGGCAUUGCAUUUAUUGGAGGUUAUUCAAUCGCAUCCGCAGCACUUUAACGAUGGCAACAAUAUACUGGCCGGACGUCGCCUUUCGGACGCCUCCAUGCAGAGCACGAUUUCCGGACUAAUUGAGAACGUUUCCCUCAGUACAAUUCAUGCCCUUCAAAACAAAUGGUGGGGUACCAAGCGCUUGGACUAUGCCCUGUACUGUCCCGAAGGCUUGAGCAAUUUUCCCGCUCAUGCAUUGCCGCAUCUGUUCCAUGCCAGCUACUGGGAGAGCCCCGAUGUGAUUGCGUUUAUAUUUCGACAGAUUGGCAAAUUUGAGGGCAUACCAUUUGUGGGCUCCAACGAUGACAAGGAUGCGGCCUCCUUCCAUCCGGGACAGCCGCGCGAAAAGUGGAUCAAGAAGCGCACAUCGGUCAAGCUGAAAAAUGUGGCCGCCAAUCAUCGGGCCAACGAUGUGAUUGUCCAGGAGGGACGUGAGCAGCGUUUGAAUGCUCGUUUUAUGUACGGUCCCCUGGACAUGAUCACGCUGCAUGGCGAGAAGGUGGAUGUGCAUAUUAUGAAGGAUCCACCGGCCGGCGAGUGGACAUUCCUCACCACCGAAAUGACCGACAAAAAUGGACGCAUCUCGUACAGCAUACCCGAUCAGCUGUCCCUCGGCUAUGGCAUUUAUCCGGUGAAGAUGGUCGUACGCGGCGAUCAUACAUCGGUGGACUGCUAUAUGGCCGUGGUGCCACCACUCACCGAGUGUGUUGUCUUUAGUAUUGAUGGCUCCUUUACCGCCUCGAUGUCGGUGACGGGUCGCGAUCCCAAGGUGCGUGCCGGCGCCGUUGAUGUCUGCCGCCAUUGGCAGGAGCUGGGCUAUCUGCUCAUCUACAUCACUGGUCGUCCGGAUAUGCAGCAACAGCGUGUCGUCUCGUGGCUGAGCCAGCACAAUUUCCCCCAUGGAUUGAUCUCAUUCGCCGACGGUCUGUCCACCGAUCCGUUGGGCCACAAGACCGCCUAUCUUAACAAUCUGGUGCAGAACCAUGGAAUCUCAAUUACGGCCGCCUAUGGCAGCAGCAAGGAUAUUACCGUCUACACAAAUGUGGGCAUGCGUACCGAUCAGAUUUUUAUUGUGGGCAAGGUGAGCAAGAAGCUACAAUCGAAUGCCAUUGUGCUCAGCGAUGGCUAUGCGGCCCAUUUGUCUGGCCUUCAGGCAGUGGGCGGUUCGCGUCCGGCCAAGGGGAAUGCGCGCAUGGUCAUACCCAGGGGAUGUUUCAAUUUGCCCGGCCAGACGGCAAAUCCGCGACGCCGAAGCAAUGCUUUCGAGCUGCAAUUGGCAACCAACAACAACCACAACACGGGAAACGGCAACCAUCAUUAUCAACAUCAGAACAACAACAGUCACAGUCACAGUCACAGCCAUAGUCUGGGCCAACUCAACGAGGAUAUGGCAUUCAUGGCUGACUGACAAAGAGUUAAAAUUAAACUACCACACCCCACAACACCACCAACCACCCAAAGAGCUAGUCGUCCUUAUAGAUUGUUAUGGUAUUUUUCACCUGUUUUUCCCUGCUUUCGUUUAAGUAUACC